Molecule: messenger RNA, 2093 nt
Organism: Tarenaya hassleriana
Lineage: Eukaryota; Viridiplantae; Streptophyta; Magnoliopsida; Brassicales; Cleomaceae
Product: 30S ribosomal protein S1 homolog A
Exons: 8
Coding region: 404-1885 (493 amino acids)
Biological process (GO): RNA stabilization
Molecular function (GO): RNA binding
Source: RefSeq, a predicted model, not a curated record
AAUCGAUGUCAAGGUCAGUGGGUGUCCUCCCACAUUCCACGCACUCUGCCUACCAUUACUUACACUAUCACACAAACUUCUAUUUAGCUCUCCAUAACCACGUGGGAUGAUCACACACGAGUUGUGCCAAAAUAAUUGUUAAACCAUAGAAAAAAGUUAAAAGAUAAAACGGGCCGUGAUGAACAAGAACAAAGCCGCUCCUCUCUAAUCUGUCUCCUGGGCUUCCAGUUAUGGAUCAUAUCGUAUCAGCUGCCACAUCGCAUGGUUCUAAAAUUAGUGACUGAAAUUUGAGCUGAUAAGAUAAAAAUGAGGGAGUGUUUUAGCAAUUAUCCCACUUUAAAGUUGGGAUAGAAAAAGAGCCGUUUAACGAGAAAGGAAGGGGAAGUCUCGGCAGAGGAUAACGAUGCCAACGCUUCUCAAUCCUCCAUGUCACUCUCUUUCUCUCUUCUCCUCUUCUUCUUCGUCUCGUUGCUCCGGAGACUGCUGCUCCAUCAAUUCUUCGUUGAGAGUGUCAAAGUCUCUAUGCCAUAGAACCCUAGUUCCCAUUUCGCUCCGCAGUCCCGCCCUUUGUCGGGAAUUUUCCCUUAACGGGAUCGGAUUCUGCUCUAGGGAUGAUGUUUUCGGCCUCCAGGAUGGCGGAAGCGGAGAGAACGAGGAGCUCGAGCUGUUGAAUAAGCCCAAUCCUGUACCCCAAACAGAGGUUACCCCGUCAGAGGACGAGGACGGACGCGCAAAGCCCGAUAGAGAUGAGAUUCUGGAGCCUUUUCUGAAAUUCUUCAAGCCGGAGGGAGAACACGGCGAAUCUGGAGCCCCGGCGGAGAGAAAUAGCGUGGGCGUUGAGUACUACGACCCUAAACCAGGUGAAUUUGUGGUCGGCGUGGUGGUUUCGGGUAACGAGAACAAGCUCGAUGUGAAUAUCGGCGCGGACAUGCUGGGAACAAUGUUGACGAAAGAGAUUCUGCCUUUAUACGAGAAAGAGCUUGACUAUUUGCUGUGUGAAGCUGAGCAGUUCAUAGCGAAUGGAAAAAUGGGGGUUGUCAAGGAUAAUGACGAAGAUGGUGUAGCGAAUGGAAACGUUGUGAGGGCAGGAAGGCCGGUGGUGGAGGUAGGGACGGUGGUUUUCGCGGAGGUGCUGGGGAAGACGCUCAGCGGCCGCCCUCUCCUCUCCUCCAGGCGCUACUUCCGGAGGAUCGCUUGGCAUCGAGUGAGGCAGAUACAGCAACUCAAUGAACCUAUUGAAGUGAAGAUAACAGAAUGGAAUACUGGUGGCCUUCUUACUAGAAUCGAGGGGUUGCGAGCUUUUAUUCCGAAGCAGGAGUUGGUGAAGAAGGUGAACAAUUUCACGGAGUUGAAGGAAAAUGUGGGUCGCAGACUGUUUGUGCAGAUCACACGAACAAAUGAGGACAAAAAUGACUUGAUACUGAGUGAAAGAACAGCUUGGGAGAAGCUGUACCUUCGAGAAGGAACACUCUUAGAAGGGACUGUCGUCAAAAUCCUUCCAUAUGGAGCUCAAGUCAAACUCGGGGACAGUAACAGAAGCGGGCUGCUGCACAUUUCAAACAUAACCCGGAGAAGGAUUGGAUCGGUGAGCGAUGUUCUUCGGGUGGACGAGAAUGUAAAAGUUCUGGUCGUGAAGUCUCUGUUUCCGGACAAAAUCUCUCUGAGCAUUGCGGAUCUUGAGAGCGAACCGGGCUUGUUCAUCUCAAACAGAGAGAAGGUUUAUGCUGAUGCGGAAGAGAUGGCGAAAAAGUACAGGGAAAAACUGCCGGCGGUGGCUUUGAGCAGCUGUUCGGAACCUCCUUCCAGCAGAAGUAGUUUCCAUUUGGGCAAGGAAGAGGAGGAUACGUUUGCAAACUGGGAUUGGUUCAAGUUCGAGACUGAGUGACAACAAAUGGAUCAUCCUUUUCUCAUCUGAAGAUGAUGAAAUGGUGGACAAAAGUCUGUUGUGAGUGCUGUACACUCAUUUUUCUAUUCCAAAUAGAACACUUCUCUUUUGGAAAUUAUGAUUCAGUGGCCUUUUCGGAGCUUGUUAAAUAAAUCAUUGCAGCAUUUUGUUCUAUUCAGCGAGAAAUACAAAUUGCUCGACUGAGAAA